Messenger RNA from Osmia lignaria (orchard mason bee), 5935 nucleotides. Its product is annotated as contactin. The record is from RefSeq and is a predicted model, not a curated record. Gene Ontology annotation, biological process: cell-cell adhesion; axon guidance. Gene Ontology annotation, cellular component: plasma membrane; axon. NCBI's taxonomy places the organism in Eukaryota, Metazoa, Arthropoda, Insecta, Hymenoptera, Megachilidae. Gene Ontology annotation, molecular function: protein binding; cytokine receptor activity.
UAAAUUGAAGUCAAAGUAAAUUGAUCAUCUGUAUAAUCUUGAAAUCAGAUAAUUUUGAUGUUAGACGUAAGUUCACAUGUACUGGUGCGACGUUACUGAACGUUACGCAGUAAGGAUGCUAACUUAUAAAGUUAUUCAAUUAUAAUUUGUUACAUUUUACAUACAAAGGAAAUUUAAUGAAGGACAAUUAACAGUUCAUCAGUUACAUUGAGAUACAACAACAAUGUGUCAUAUACAAACAAGUUUGAUAUAUAUCCUGGUUGCAAUAACCGGUGUAUUUACUCAAAAUACUUUCUAUGGAGAAGUAAUUCAUCAAUGUCCACAACAUUGGAUAAAAUUUCAAGAAUCCUGUUAUCGUUUUAUAAAAAGUCCUAUUAAAGAAAGAGAAGAUGCAAGAAAAAAUUGUCAAGCUUAUCAGAGUGAUCUUGUUACAAUUAAUUCAUUAGAAGAACAUGGAUUUAUAUUAUAUCAAUUAUUAUGGCAAGAUCCACAGCACCGUAAAUGGUAUACUGGUAUAAAAUAUCAAAAUGGUAACUGGAUGAAUGAAGCUGAUAAUACUCAGUUAAUAAACAUGGAAAAUGCAAUUUUACCAGAACCAAGUGACAAUUCAUAUAGUAGAGAUUAUCUAGUAUAUUCUUAUCAUAAUAAUCUACAGCGUUGGGGAUUAGAAGGUGUAUCUGGUAGAGAGAAAUUAUUAUAUAUUUGUGAAGCCCCAAUUUCAAAUUUGCAUAAUUUGGUAGAUGAUGAUCGUACUUACCAUUAUGGUGUUGAAAUUGACAAUCCUAAUGAAAUACCUAGAGGCCCAUAUUUUAUUAAACAACCUGUAGAUAAAGUAUUUGAUGUAUCAAAAAGAAAAAUAAGCAAUGAUGUUUCAUUGAGUUGCUUGGCAGGUGGUUAUCCUGCACCUACAUAUGAGUGGUUUAAAGAAGAUUAUGAAAAUGAUAGAUUAAUUGCAACAAAAAUAGAUCCACUAAUUAAUACAAGAUAUACUGUUAGUGGUGGUACUUUAAUUAUUUAUGAACCUGAGCAGACCGAAGAUAGAGGCUCGUAUCAUUGUAAAGCAACCAAUAAAUUCGGUACAAUUAUAUCUGAAAGUGUAGAACUAUCAUUUGGAUAUAUUUUGGAAUUUAAUUUAAAACGCUCGGAGGAGCGUGGAGACGAGAAAUGGGGAAAGGCUGUGUAUUGUGAUCCACCUCAACAUUUUCCUGGAGUAAAAUAUUAUUGGGCACGUGACUAUUUCCCCAAUUUUGUUGAAGAAGAUAAACGUGUUUUUGUUUCCCAUGAUGGGGCUCUUUAUUUCUCUGCAUUAGAAAUGAUUGAUCGCGGAAAUUAUUCUUGUAACGUUCAAAGUGUUGCCUCGGAUACUGGUCGUAAUGGACCAUUCUUCCCUUUGAGAGUUGAUCCGCAUUCUUCUUUCCAGCAAUUAAAGUUUCCUAAUAAUUUUCCAAAAGCAUUUCCUGAAGCACCAAUUGCAGGGGAAGAAGUUAGACUAGAAUGUGUUGCAUUUGGAUAUCCUGUUCCCUCAUAUAAUUGGACAAGAAGAGGUGGAUCAUUACCGCGUGGAGCAUAUACAACUAGUUAUAAUCGAGUAUUAAUUAUACCGAAAGUACAUGUUGAUGAUCAAGGAGAGUACAUGUGUAGAGUUCAUAAUGAUAGAUUGUCAAUUGAAAACUUUGUAACAUUAACCAUUCAAGCAGCUCCAAAUUUUACUAUUCCACUAGUAGAUAAACAUAUGGAUAACAGAGGAGAAUUAACUUGGACUUGUGAAGCAUUUGGAAUACCAGAUGUUACUUAUAAUUGGUUUAGAAAUGGUGAACUCUUAAAUAUAGAUACACUUCCUUUUGAAGAUAGAGAUCGAUAUUUUAUACAAGACAAUGUUUUAACCAUCAAAAAUUUGGAUCCGGAACGAGAUCAAGCGAUGUAUCAAUGCCGUGCAAAAAAUCAGUUAAAGACAAAGUAUUCAUCCGCACAAUUAAGAGUUCUAUCAUUAAAACCGUCGUUUAAAAAACGACCUAUGGAACCUGAAACUUAUGCAGCUGAAAAAGGUAAUGUUACUAUCUUUUGUAAUCCUGAAGCUGCACCCAGGCCAAAAUUCGUUUGGAAAAAGGACGGAAAUAUUAUUGGUUCUGGUGGUAGACGUAAAAUUUUAGAAACUGGCAGCCUUAUAAUUAGUCCUGUUUCAAGCGACGAUGAAGGCACUUAUGUGUGCAGUGCAACGAAUCAGUAUGGAAGUGAUGAAACUCGAGGACGAUUAAUAGUAUUACGUGGUCCGCAUUUUCUUGAAAAAUUACCCCAACGUAUAACUACAGCCGUAAUGCAAAAUCGAACUUUACGUUGUAUGGGAGAAGUGGAUGAAAUGUUAGAUGUAGCUUAUAUUUGGAAACAUAAUGGUUUACGAAUCAGGGAUGAAGAUUUAGCGAAUAAUCCAAGAUUGCGUAUCGAUGGCGAGGAACUUAGGAUAAUAAACGCCACAUUUGCAGAAGGAGGAGAAUAUGAAUGCAUAAUUAAAAGUGCUGUAGGAGAAAUUUCUAGCAAAACGAUGGUGACGGUAGAAGGUCCACCUGGACCACCGGGUGGUGUUCAAGUUGUAAAUAUUGUAAAAACAUCUACAACAUUACGUUGGACUGAUGGUGCUUUGAAUGGUAGAUCCAUUACUAAGUAUACUGUAACUGCAAGAACUAACUGGAAUCACACAUGGUUCAAUUUGAUAGAAAAUAUCACUGCCAUUGAAGUAGAUAGAUACAAUGGUAGAAAAGAGGCUUAUUUAGAAAAUGUUUUAAGUCCUUAUACCACUUAUGAAUUUUGCGUGUCGGCUUUUAAUGAAUUGGGAUAUAGUGUCCCAUCAUCACCUUCUCCACAGUACAGUACACCACCGGAUAAACCAUAUAAAAUCCCAUCUAACAUAGGUGGUGGAGGUGGAAAAAUUGGAGAUCUUACGAUAACAUGGAAUCCUUUACCGUCUUCUGAUCAAAAUGGUGCAGGAAUUUAUUAUAAAGUAUUUUGGCGUCGAAAGUAUCAUGAGACGGAGUUUCAGUCCUUGUCCUUAAAAGGACAUGGUAAUAUUGGAAGAAGUGUUGUAUCGAUACAAUCGCAAUUCUAUUAUACAGAAUAUGAAGUAAAAGUUCAAGCAGCAAAUUCGUUAGGUUUUGGGCCAAUUUCUAAUGAAGUUACAAUAUUCAGUGCAGAAGAUAUGCCGCAAGUAGCUCCACAGCAAGUGGUUGCACAUAGUUAUAACAGUACUAGUUUGAAAGUUAGUUGGGCACCAAUUGAACAAACUCGUGAAAAGAUACGAGGAAAGUUAAUUGGUCACAGAAUAAAAUAUUGGAAAGAAAGUAAUAGAGAAGAAGAUGCGGUAUACUAUCUAUCUAGAAGCACACAACCUUUGGCCCUUGUAGUUGGUUUGCAACCUGAUACUUAUUAUUAUGUUAAAGUAAUGGCGUACAAUUCCGCUGGAGAAGGUCCAGAAAGUGAACGAUAUUUAGAAAGAACUUAUCGUAAAGCACCACAGAAACCACCAUCUUCUGUUAAUGUGCAUGGUGUAAAUCCAUCAACAGUUAGAGUUGUGUGGCGUUAUGUGCAACCAAGUUUGGAUGAAGAACCAUUAAUAGGUUACAAGAUACGUGUGUGGGAAUUAGAUCAAGAUAUGAGCACUGCAAAUGAUACUAUUAUACCAGGUGGUUCAAAAUUAGAAGCAGAUAUUACUAAUCUUAGUCCUGGUAAGGCGUAUCAUUUACGAGUACUUGCAUUUAGCAACGGUGGAGACGGACGUAUGUCAAGUCCAACUCAUACGUUUCAAAUGGGUGAUGUAUCUAGUUUUAGAAGUAGUGCGAGUAAUAAGAUUUUAGAUGCUGCUCUAGGAAUAUCAUUGUUAUUACUAUUACGAAUUUACAACUGUGUGUUAAAUAUGUUGCGAAUUGCAAGCCGAAAGUUAUAUUCAAUUCAAGUGUUGACAAAAAAUUCAACAUUUAAUGUUAACCAGACGAGAAAUUUGAAUUUACUUGAAUAUCAAAGUAAGGAACUUCUCAGAGAUUGCGGAGUUUCUGUGCAAAAUUUCGCAAUUGUGGAUGAUUUAAAUAAAACAGAUUCUGCUUUAGAAAAACUGCAUGCAGAUGAAUAUGUUAUAAAAGCUCAAGUAUUAGCUGGUGGUCGUGGUAAGGGUUGGUUUGAUAAUGGUUUCAAAGGAGGUGUGCAUCUUACAAAGGACCGUAAAGCUGUUGUAGAUGUUGUGAAAAAUAUGUUAGGUCACCGCCUUAUCACUAAACAGACUUCAGAAGAUGGCAUAUUAGUACAAAAAAUUAUGAUAGCAGAAUCUGUAAAUAUAAAGCAAGAAACAUACAUUUGUAUUCUUAUGGAUAGACAGCACAAUGGUCCUGUGUUAAUUGCUUCACCAGCAGGUGGUAUGGAUAUUGAAACAGUUGCUGAAAAAACUCCUGAAUUAUUAAAAACAGUACCUCUAGAUAUAUAUUAUGGUAUUGAUGAUGAUAUUGCUAAAGAUGUUAGCAUAUUUCUUGGUUUUCUGGAUCCAACUGUACAAGAGAAAGCAAUAUUUGAAUUAAAAAAUUUGUGGAAACUGUUUGUAGAUAUUGAUGCUUUGCAAGUUGAAAUUAAUCCAUUGGCUGUAACUACAGAUAAUCAAGUUAUAGCAGUAGAUGCAAAAAUAUCAUUUGAUGAUAAUGCUCAAUUCAGACAGCAGGAUUUGUUUGCUUUAGAGGAUCAUGAUACUAAAGAUCCUAGAGAAGCAGCUGCAUCACGAUUUAAUUUAAAUUAUAUUGGCAUGGAUGGUAACAUAGGAUGCUUGGUUAAUGGUGCUGGUUUAGCAAUGGCUACUAUGGAUAUAAUUAAACUAAAUGGUGGCUCUCCAGCAAACUUCUUAGAUGUAGGUGGAGGUGUUAAAGAAGAUCAAGUUUAUCAAGCAUUUAAAAUUCUAAGUGAUGAUCCGAAAGUAAAAGUAAUUCUUGUAAAUGUGUUUGGAGGAAUUGUAAAUUGUGCCACUAUAGCCAAAGGUAUUAUUACAGCAUAUCAUAAUUUACGACUUGAAAUUCCGCUUGUUGUUAGACUGGAAGGUACUAAUGUGACAGAAGCAAAGAAAAUUCUUGCAGAAAGUAAUUUGUCAAUUCUUACUGCAAAUGAUUUAGACGAAGCUGCUAAAAAAGCAGUUUGUUCAGUAAAAGCAUAAAUUUAACAGCUGUGCUCUGUAUUAAGUGCUUUAAAAGUAAAAAUUCGUAAAUGUGAGGAAACAUUUAUAAAAUUGUUAUAAUAUAAAAAGUUGAUAUUUUUUUGUUUCAUUUUGUUUGAGCAUACAUGUUAGGUUUCAUUGUGGAAAGUAAAAGAAAAAAUAAUUUUAUGUUUCGAAUUUAUUAUUAAUAAUUUAAUUAAAGGUAUUUAUUUAUUUAAAUUAAUAAUUUUCGGUUUAUUAUGUUAUCAUAAAGUUUUGUUUUAUUUUAUUUUCAUUUGAUAAAUGUUUCCGAGUGCACAUUGUUUGGUCAAAAAUUGUAUACAUUUUAAAUGAAUCACUUCGAUAUUUUCGUAUUUUGUAUAUUCAAAAGAUUGGAAUAGUAAGCAAGUUAAAUUGUUUUGUAAGUAUAUAAACAGAAUGACUGAAUGUAUUUUUAAAGGAUCGUUAAACAUUUUAUACAGUAUAAAAAAAAGUAGGUUUCCCGAAGGAAAAUGUCAAUGAAGAAGAUGCAAGAACGUUCAGAAUCCUAAUUUUGACGAUAUUAAAAAUGAUUUAGAAACAGGAUAAUAUAAUUUUUAAUUGUUAAGCCGCGAAGCCUGAGAAAGCCUAUGGGGGAAGGCGGAACCCGGGAAUCCCCGGUAAAGCCUAUGUUAGAGGGGCAGGCACCAUUUUUCCUGGGGAAGCCUAUUAUCUCCCAUUUUGUAUAUUUAUCUUUGUAAUUUGUACUUUGCCCAAUAAAAAGUUGUUCUUGUAAAUCAA